Cyanistes caeruleus (blue tit) is the source of this 2528-nucleotide messenger RNA. Lineage: Eukaryota; Metazoa; Chordata; Aves; Passeriformes; Paridae. The record is from RefSeq and is a predicted model, not a curated record.
GCUCAGGUUUGUUAGUUGCAGCUCAAGAUGCUACAGAAGAUGAGGAAGCUGUGGAAGAUACUAUAGUUGAAGAUGAAGAUGACGAAGCUGAAGUGGAAGAAGAUGAGCCAACAGACUUGACAGAAGAAAAAGAGGAAGAAGACUUAUCAGGAGAACCAAAAGCCUCACCUAGUGCUGAUACAACCAUCUUAUUUGUGAAGGGUGAAGACUUUCCAGCGAACAACAUUGUAAAAUUUCUGGUGGGCUUCACCAAUAAGGGUACAGAGGAUUUCAUUGUUGAGUCUCUGGAUGCUUCUUUCCGAUACCCUCAAGACUACCAGUUUUACAUCCAGAACUUCACAGCUCUCUCUCUGAACACAGUAGUUCCACCACAGAGACAAGCCACAUUUGAAUACUCCUUCAUCCCUGCUGAGCCCAUGGGUGGUCGUCCUUUCGGUCUGGUUAUCAACCUCAACUACAGAGAUGCAAAUGGCAACGUUUUUCAAGAUGCUGUCUUCAAUCAAACUGUUACAAUUAUUGAAAAAGAAGAUGGGCUGGAUGGAGAAACGAUCUUCAUGUACAUGUUCCUGGCUGGACUUGGUCUGCUGGUCAUUGUUGGCCUACACCAGUUACUAGAGUCUAGGAAGAGGAAAAGACCGGUACAGAAAGUAGAGAUGGGAACAUCAAAUCAGAAUGAUGUUGAUAUGAGCUGGAUUCCCCAGGAAACUUUAAAUCAAAUAAUGCAGAGUAGAAGAGAUAAAGCUUCACCGAGGAGGUUGCCCUACAAGAGGGCACAGAAGAGACCAGUGGGCUCUGAUGAGUCCCUGGGCCACUUGGAUGCGAGCUUCCCAUCAGUCUCACGAGAGGAGAGGCGAUUCAGAAAGCACCACCGCAGCAGGACUUAGGAAGAUGUGGAUGCUUCAGCUUCACUGCAAUUCCCUGGCCUCCAUAGCUGGAUACACAACUCACGUGAUUCUUUGGCUCCCUGUCCUGUGAAAUGGGUUUUAUUUAUAGGAAAGCAUAUAAAAUGCAGCUAGCAAAAGCAGCUCUGACAAGCUAAAACAAAGGAUUUGUCUCUUUUUUUGACACAUGCACGUGGCUUUUGAAUACAUCCUGCAGAGUUUGCGGCCAUAAACAUUUAUGCAAGAAGAAAACUAUGGUAGCAGAAACCUACUUAGUUUAUAGAAGAAGUGACUGGUACACUACAUGCUGGGAGGAUGCUCACCUGUGUGACCACAGGGCUACCAUUAAUUAAAAAAGAGAAUCCUGACCCUGUCUAUGCAGGAAAAUCAGCACUUUUCUGCUGUCUUCAGUUGCUGCGUUGAGGAGCUGCACCGGGAGACAAGCAGCGUUUCCAAGGGGCCUGGCUAGCAGAAAAGGCUGGUCAAAAUGAACACGAGUUUUCAGAGUGCUGCAAUCAUCUCCAGCUCAAACCCAGAUCAACUGAAGGAAGAGAAACAGUGAUCCAUUGGCACAGAUAAACUCCGGCUUGCACAUCGUCCUCCAGCAGCACCAAGUCUAAGAACAAGUCACCACAAACCCACAAGAAGAGCCAUGCCCAUUUAGUAACCUAUAAUUUUUAAAUAUAACAUUUUAUUGCUUAGAUGGUUUGAUACAGAACAAGUUUUACUUUUUAUUUUGAAUUUGGAAGUACUGUACAACUGAAAAAAAAGAGGAAUAAAAGUACCAAAACAAUGUGUGAUUCUCUGUUCAUGUGGCAUAAACCAGUCUUGUACACAAUUCGUAGCAGCAGUUUAAGUUCCCUUUAGAAAAAUAUGAAUUCUACACAUUUAUUACUGUUUCCUGCAUGGGAUGAAAUCACUAGGAUUAAACUUCCUUCGUGGAGAGAGAAGAGAAAGGAGACACGCAGAGAGGAAAGAGAAGAUGAAUCAUUCUGAAAAUGGAAUCAGACUGUCACAUAGCCCCCUAAAGUUAUUUCACAACAGCCUCAAACAAGGUUCUCUCUUUUUUUUUUCUUUUUCCUUUAUUUUAUUUUGCGCUUUCACAGUCAAGUGCUUAAUGUAGUGAUUGAAUUAUCUCCAUGUUAAGUCCAUUGCAACUCAGGCAAAAGAAUUUUAGAAGAUUUUUUUUUUGUUUUCUUUUUGUUUUCUUUUUGUUUUUUUGUUUUUUGUAAAAGCCCUGAGAGAGGAAAAAAAAAUAAAAAGAUUCAAACGAAAAUCGUAUAGAGACAAAUUAGCUGAACAUGCAAACUAAAGCCUAAGAUUCACCCAUAGUUUAAACACAUUAUAAAUUUCACAGUUUAAUAUUGGGGGAGGAAGGGAAACAAAAAAAAACCCCAACAACAGCAACAGUUCUCAGUCAAACUCAACUAAUAAAAAUGUCAAUAAAAUGUGGCAAGACCUUAUACUCUACUAGGAUAUAGAUAAAGGCUAAAUAAAGCUUUAAAUCAAUAGUGAUUAUUGCUAGCAGAUGUCCCGGCAGGCUGCUGGGAAUUAAUUACUUGCUACAUUGUUCUGCAGCAUAUAGUUUAGUAAUGGCUUCUCCCCCACAGUAUUGCGCAGUUUAGUGUGGAGAGUUGCAAAAAAAAA